UGUCAAAAUGAGUUAAUUUUUAAGAACUAAUUAUUCCAUUGAAGUGUUUAAGAAAGUUAUUGUUGCUAGUUUAUGCUUGGUAUAAUUACAGAAAUAUAUGUUCAUUGCUAGGGGUAUGUAAAUUUAUACAAGAUUGAAGGAGCGGCCAGCAUAUUAUGUCUACGAAAAUUUAAAGAUGACUACUAAGCGAUCUAUUUAUAAAUUCCAAUGGCAUGUUAUUUGAUAAUUUUUUUCAUAAUUUUAUGGCAAGUCUUUAAUUUUUAACUUGAAUGACUUUUGCCAGAGCGUUCGAAUAUUUUUAUGAAUAUGGCGAAUACUGCUGCUAACGCUCUCACAGUCCAAGCAUUAUAUUCUUAUAAGGGAACCCACAAUGAUGAACUUACAUUUAAGAGAGGAGAUAUUAUAACAAUUACACAGAAAGUUGAAGGAGGUUGGUGGGAAGGAACUUUGGGAGACAUUACAGGAUGGUUUCCCGCAAAUUAUGUCAAAGAACAUAAUGAACCAGUUACUCUUCCAAAGGCUGUUGAAGAAUCGCAAGCUUGCCGUUUAAUUGUCAUAAAAGACUUACAUGAUUCUGAAAAGGCUCAUGUCGCUGAGCUGCAUGGAUUAUACACAAAUUUUCUACUUCCUUUAGAAAAUAGUGAGAUAUUAACUGUGGAUGAGUUUUCACAAUUAAUAGGCAAUUUCAAAGAUGUGCUUCUAAUACAUGAUAAAUUAUUAUCUGAAAUUCAAAGGCCAAGCAAUCCAGGCAACAUGUAUAAUGAUAGGAUUGGAAAAGCCUUCUUAGAAAUUGCACGCAAGUUUAAAUCUGUGCAUAUGACAUAUUGCGCUAAUCAUCCUAGGGCAGUGGUUAUCAUUGACAAGUAUAAAGAUGAUUUAAAUGCGUUUAUGGAGCAAUCUGGUGCAGCAUCACCUGGUGUGUUAGUUUUAAUAACAGGAUUGAGCAAACCAUUUCGAAGAUUGCAUAAAUAUUCAGCUAUGCUGCAAGAACUAGAAAGACAUAUGGAAUUAUCAGACCCUGAUCGGGGCGAUACUCAGAGGGGUGUAGCUGUAUAUAAAGACAUUGAUAGUGUGUGCAGUGCAACUCGAAAGCAGAAAGAGCUUCAAUUACAAGUAUUAACAGGGCCAGUUAGAGGUUGGCAAGGUCAACCUGUUACAUCAUUAGGUGAUAUAAUACAUAUGAGUUGUGUUUCAGUAGGACCAGAUCAAAAAGAUAGGUUUUUAGUAUUGUUUCCCUCAACGAUAUUGUUUUUAAGUGUCAGUCAGAGAAUGAGUGCUUUUAUUUAUGAGGGCAAGCUACCACUAGCUGGAAAAACAAUUACUAGAAUUGAUGAUUCAGAAUUUUAUAAAAAUGUUUUUGAAAUUGAUGGUCCGCUUAUUGAAAAAAUUAUGGUGACAUGUAAAAGUUCAGGAGAAGCUGAUAAAUGGGUGGAACUUCUGAAUGCUCAUGGAUCUUCUGUGAAAUGCUUACCUCCUUCCGCCAGUUCUUUGAGCAUAACACCUAAACCACCACAUAUGCCACCUCUCACUCCACAAAGUAGUUCAAGUAGAUGUUUUGCUCCAGCCAAAUCUCCUCCAGCAAAGUCUCCAGAUUUACCUAUGUAUCAACAGAGAUCUCAUUCAUUUAAUCAUCAUCAAAGUUUUACACAGUAUGCAAACGAAACUAAACCGCCGAUCAACAAUCAAAAUAAAAAUUUAUCAGCAUGGAAAUCGACAAAUAUGGGUUCUUAUCCACCGCCUCCUUUGAAUAAUUCAUUAAGACAACAAUCAAGAUCAGCUUAUGAAGAUGGUGAUCAAGUAUUUCGAGCCUUUGAAACCUAUUAUACACCUAAUGCAGCUUCAAAUAAUAACACAGCUAAAGGUGAUUCCACAGACUAUAUGAACGAAGUCACAUUGAAGAGUUUGAUGAUCGCCGUCAGCCAAAUGCAGUCAGAAAUGGUCAUAUUGAAGAAACAGAUCCAAGAAGAAAGACAAGCUCGGAUUUUAUUGCAGAACCAAAUUAGGAACCAAUUUUUAGCGACUGGACCACUUUUGGACGCGCAAGAAGUUCUAGAUGCAGCUAGAGAAACGAAAUGCUAGUAAUAUUAAGCCAAAAUAUGAUUUAUUAGCUAUUUUAAAGACUAAGGGACCGAUUCUGCCGCAUAACAGAUAAAUGUUAUGGCAAGGCCAUGUUACGGUCCAGGUUCCAUACAUUAUGGUACUGAAUCAUACUGAAUACUGUCAAAAUGUCAUGUAUUUGCUGUGCAUUCAGGCGUUUUACACAUAAACUGCAACGCCACUCGUAUGUUAUGAAG
Messenger RNA from Ctenocephalides felis (cat flea), 2294 nucleotides. RefSeq names its product rho guanine nucleotide exchange factor 7-like. The transcript is spliced from 11 exons. The record is from RefSeq and is a predicted model, not a curated record. Bases 301 to 2079 code for a protein of 592 amino acids. Lineage: Eukaryota; Metazoa; Arthropoda; Insecta; Siphonaptera; Pulicidae. Gene Ontology annotation, molecular function: protein binding; guanyl-nucleotide exchange factor activity.